AGUUCCUUAUCAGUGGGCCAAGAGGCGUAACUGAGCAGCAGCCGCUGGAGCCCGCGGCCCGCAGAGAGCCAGAGCAGCAGCGCUGCGCCUGGGAGCCUCCUGGGCUGGGGCGGGCGGGCUCAGCGGGUGGCCCAGGCAUGCCGGCUAAGACAGAGAGGUCCUCUCUCAGCCAGGGAAAGUGCUUCCAUGUGAACAGCUGGGGGUCAGGUAGCAGCUGUCUGUGAUCUCCGGGGGAUGAGCCUUGUGUCUGAAAGUCUGUGGUCACCACCAUGCAGACCUGCAGCUUGUGGGUGAUUGUCUUCUCGUGGGCUGCGCUAACCGUUGGUGCUUUCUCUCCUCUCUGCGAUGUGCUCCGAGAGCUAGAGAGGGACAAAAAGCAGUGUCUUCAAGAACCGAAGAACAACUCUGAAAAUGAGGAACCCAUAUCAGGCUGCCCUAGACUAUGGGACAACAUGAUUUGCUGGCCUUUCUCUUUCACCGGACAGACAGUGAAAGCUGAAUGCCCCAAAUUCCUCCAAAUGGUCACUGGCAAAAAUGGGUUUGUAUUUCGAAAUUGUACUCAGGAUGGCUGGUCUGAAACCUUCCUCAGAACUGAUGCUGCCUGUGGGUAUGAUGUAAAUGAUACCACCAAUGAUAAGCGGCACUCUUACUUCUUGAAGCUGAAAGUCAUGUAUACAGUGGGCUACAGCACCUCCUUGGUGAUGCUUUUGAUUGCUCUGGGCAUUCUCAUCACCUUCCGGAAACUCCACUGUACCCGGAACUACAUCCAUAUGCACCUGUUUGUAUCCUUCAUCCUGAGGGCUCUGUCCAUCUUCAUCAAAGAUGCAGUGCUGUUCUCCAAUGAUGUUGGCCACUGUGAUGACCAUCUGGUUGGUUGUAAAACCCUCAUGGUCUUCUUUCAAUACUGCAUCUUAACCAACUACAGCUGGCUGCUGAUAGAAGGUCUCUAUCUGCAUACCCUUUUGGUCGUUUCUUUCUUCUCAGAAAAGAAGGUUCUCCAGUACUUUAUCAUCUUUGGAUGGGGUUCCCCAGCAAUUUUUGCUGCAUCAUGGGCAAUCACUCGACAUUUUCUGGAAAACAAUGGGUGCUGGGACAUUAAUGCCAACCCAUUCAUCUGGUGGAUCAUUCGAGGACCUGUGAUUAUCUCCAUUCUGGUUAACUUCAUCCUUUUUGUGAAUAUUCUAAGGAUUUUAAUGAAAAAGCUCAAAACCCCAGAAAUGAGAGGAAAUGACAUGAACCAUUACAAGCGAUUGACCAAGUCCACCCUUCUGCUGAUCCCCCUCUUUGGGAUACACUACAUCAUCUUUGCUCUUUCCCCUGAAGAUACCAUGGAGAUAAAACUGUUUUUUGAGUUGGCACUUGGCUCAUUUCAGGGCUUGGUGGUGGCUGUACUCUACUGCUUCCUUAAUGGGGAGGUGCAGUUGGAGAUCCAGAGAAAGUGGCGACAGCGGCGCUUGAAUAACUGGUUCUGGAUGCGUCCAUCACUGAGUUCUUCCUUCAACAGUGGAACUAGUGGCCUUACCCACAUGACUAAAUCCAGCCCUUUGGAGCAGGGCACAGGAACUGCCUGGAAAGGCAGUGUCAUCUGAAGGGCUAGUAUAUGAGGGAGGUAUUGUUGAGGAUCCGGAGCACUGACAGGCACUGGAUUGUCCUGAAAAGGUAUAAGAGACAGGUGUCAGUAAAGAUAGGUUUCUCUGAGAGGUCACUACAUUCUAGGGAGCCAUCAAAACAGAAAUAUCCUCCAUAGCAAUGGUGAUAACUACCAUGUUUCCAGCCUGGGUAUACUUCCUCUUGCUUUUUCCUUUUUUUUAAGUGCCAGUUCCUGAUUUCACUUGGUUACCUCCCUACCUUAAUUCUUGGUCCAGUCUCUAUGAGAUAAGAAGAAAGGAAUUAAAAUAGUUUUGAGUAUGUGCAGAGGAAGUGACUGGGAGGGAGAAGAGACUUGAAGCCAUGUCAUAGGAAGGAUGGUGGGUAUUUUCAGGAAAAUAAUUGUUUUCAAACAUUUGAAGGAUUACCCUAUAGAAGUGAGAGUAUAUCUUAUCUAUGUAUGUGAUUCCAUGGGCCUAAUUAAAACCAAUUGGUGGAAUUUAUAAAUAUAUAAACAUUGGCUCAGCAGAAGAAUCUUUUGAUAAAGAAAGCUCUCCAAUAACACAAUGACCACUAAGCAAACAUUAUAGUAGUGGAAAUUUAUGCACUCAGCAUAAAGUUGGACUGAAUGACUUUUGACACUUCUUCCUCUCUGGAUUCUGUGAUUUUUGUCUGGAGGCAAGAGGAAAAUGAAUUCAGUGAGAGUAGUUGGGAUGCUGUCUUUUGGUCCCAGUUGGGAUAGUUGGACAUUUGGAUAGGGGAAAGUGUUGAAAACCAGCAGUCUGUUACAAUGAAGGUUCUGUUUAGUGCUCCAUACCUGAAGGGGAAGAGAAGAAAAGGAUGUGUUAAUAAAUCCUGACAGUGGUAGUAAUAGUUAUAGGAAAGACAUUUUGGGAAUGUCUUUUAUAGGACAUUAUAGAAUUUAUAGGAAAGAUUUGGAAGAAGGAAUUGGGGAUUUCAGGUUUCUUCUUACUCUCAUAGGAAUUUGAACAUAUGGAAAGGGCAAUUCACCUUUAUGGACUUCUCCAUCUUUCUCCUCUUCCUUACACUUAGUAGAAGGUCAGAGAAGCCUUUUGAAUCAUGUAAUUCUUCUCCUUAUUCAUUCUUAACUCUUGUAAAAUAGUGUAAAGAGGUAAAUUUGGUCUCUAGUUCUCUUCUCCCUCCUUCCUCAUCUCUCAUACAACUUUUUCAGUGUUUCAUGCUUCUCUCCGGCCAACUACUAUAAUCACAGUCACACCACGCCCACCAUUGGAAUUUACCUGUUUUGUAUUCUGUACCUCACGCUCCCUGGGCUGUCUAAGGUGACAACUAAUGUAGCAAUCUAAUAAAUGACAGGUACUGAAGUGGAAAGAGAACUGAAUUUUGAUUCAAAGGACAUAUGGGGGAAGCUAAUUGGCACAGUGAUGGAGCAUGAUUCCGAGAAUCAGGAGGACUCCAUAUUUUACCUCAGGCACUUGACACUUACUAGCCCCAGUUGCCUUCCCCAACACAAACAAAAAGACAAGGGUUCAAAUCCUUACUUUGAUACUUAAUAUCUGUACAAAUUUGGGGAGUUCAUUUAAUGUUAUGACCAGCACAACACAAAUGGGCUAGUGGCAGUUGAAAAUAAGGAGAUGGGGUUGCUGAUAAUUAACAGAACCAUUUAUUGAGAGAAAUCAUGUUGCUUAUAUCUCUUAAAACCGUAUGUUACUAUGAAAGGCAUUGUUCUGUAACCAACCCUGGUUUCUGUUUUCUAUGAUCUAACUCUGAAGCAUGUUGUUGGUUUCUAAUGACUCAAAUUUAUAUAAAGUUCACAAUGCCCCAGUAAUUGUGCCAGAACUUUAUGUUUUCCCAUGAUUUCAAGCUUAAAUGCACACUUGAUUAAUCUUAGGAGGAGGGGAACAUCUCAGUUACUGAAGUUUCUAGCUUCCUGGGAGUGUUUAUUGUUUAUUGAGGUGCUCUCAAGUCUUGAAGUUGAGAUGCUGCCUGAAGACAUUCUCAGCAAUUCUUUUAAUUAUGGUUAGAAAACAGCCUACCAGAGUAGGUCCAUAGAUACAGAUACAUAUAAAUAAAAUUACAGCAAAUGCUACGAGUAUAAUUUCAUGCCCAAUAGCACUGAAUGUUCCUUGUGCUCUUUUAAUCCAGUCAGCAAUUGUUUGGGCAAUCUGGUCAGGUUCUAGAUUUUCAUGUGAUUAUCUAACAUAUCAGCAAUCUUUUGAAGAUCUUCAAUAUCCAAUGUAAUAUUUGAGUUUCCCCAAAAUUCAUUCAAGUUAUUUCUAAUUUUAGUUCAUUCCCAUUCUGACUCAUCAUAUUCCUUAUUUAUCUUACAGAAAUUAAUGAACCUGUAAUCACACACCAUUUUUUGUCUAGUCCUCAAUAUUUCCACUUUUUGUCUUAUUUCAAGGACAUCCUCCCUUAAUUGAUUUAUAGCUUCAUUUAAAACUCCUUUUUUUAUUUUAUUGCACAUAGCAAAUCUUUUAGAGAUGUUCAGAGUAAAUUGAUGCAAAUAAUUAACUUGAACCACUUGAUUUUGAAUAGUGGUUACAGACAUAGCAAUCGAAGCACUGGAAGCUAAAAUAGAAAUUAAUGCAAUUAUACCAAAAAACAACACAUGAAAUACAUCUUUUUUUUUUUUCCUACUUUUGCUGAGUAAAUGUUCAAUGUUCUCCAAGGAAUAGUCUGCUCAAGUGUGAUACCAAUUAUCACUCUGUAUAGGUAACAUAUUAAAUGAAGGCUUCAUGAUAACAAACACAAUACUGGUAUUAACCUUACUUCCUAUGCAUUCAGAAACUUUGCAUUCCCUGCAAGUAAUAUUAUAAACUCCUUCUACCUUUGUAAUUGUCAUUUGGCCAAUUUUUCCCCACAUGAAAGCAUAAUCAUUCCCCAAACAUGCCUGCUCAGUAGCAUUAUAUAAUACAUUCCUUUUUUCCAUUCUGAAAAUAUCCUUCUAAAGGAGUGAAUGGUAAUGUGAUUUUACAAACCUGCUCAUUCCCCUUUUGAUUAUUUCCCUACCAAUUCAGUUUGGGGUAACCCCCAUGCAUAUGGUGAUUAUGAAAGUCAUAUUUCUAAGACACAAUUCUGAUUCUAAAUUGUAUGACAAAGUCUCUGCUCUGUUCUACAGUCCAGAAAAGGAGAAUCAGCUUCUUCAGAGUCCCAUAAGUCCCCCACCUGGAUAGGGUGAUAUAUGGAUUCCCCAAUUAGUUGUUUCAUAGUUCUGUCCCAAUAUAUUCAUAAUGAUUGUUGUUAGAUUGAGGAAAUGUUGUAUGCUUUGUGGCACCACAGACUUAAAGCCUUUUUUAUACAAUUGGAGGGUUGCAACAUUCCUAUUAGUCAAAAGCCUAUGAAAAGGAUCACAUUUAUAACAAAAAUGACAGCUGUCAAAGCUAGCAUUUGUAAUAACACAGGGAAGGAUCUUUAGUAAGUCCAGGAAAUUUUAAUUUAAUUAUUGAACUAUUUGACUCCCCUCCAUGCUUAUUAACAUCAAAUUCCUUAACUAAAUAUUGAGAUCCAUUACCAUACAAUACAAUUUCAGGAAUGUAUUCUCCUCAUUCAACUACUCUCACCCAAAGCUGGCUUUGUAUAAUGCCCCAGAAGAUUUUAGGUUUUCUUUUCUCAAUUUAAGUUGUGCCAGCACUAGGGCCAAUUGCAGGAGCCAUACCUCUGGAUUCCCUUAUGGUGCAGUUGGCCUCUUCAAGUCUUCUUUUAUCUUCAUGCUCUGGAUAAUUUGGAUAGGGUGGCUACAUCUGUCCAGGAUCCAUGUGUCAUGUGUCUUCUUCAUGUGUGGAAAUACAAAGAAAACUCUGACCCCAAAUUAUUACCUACUCAGAGCCCCUCCAAGAUCCCAUUGACAUCCUUCUACCUCACAUAUUGUGAUGGAGGGGGAGGGCAGGUGGUAGAGCUGGCCCCUUAAUCUUUUCUCUUCCUCUUUCUUUGAGGAAAAAUGAUAUAGUGAAGAAAAAAAUAAGUCAGCUGGGGUGUGGGACAUAUUAUUCAAUGUGAGAUAAUUAAUAGUAUAUAAUCCUUUAGCAAAUCUAUUCUUGGGGCACUUCUCCCCCUCUUUUUGUUUAUCAAGAAUGAUUUCAAAGUUCUAUUCUUACUCUCUACUUCUCCUGGUUUUGAUAAGCAACUUUUUAUAAAGUUAUACAAAGAGAGAAUAUCAGAAGAGACUACCUGAAGGCCUUUCUCUUUACAAACUAUUUUUUAUUAAAGCUUUUUAUUUUUCAAAACAUAUGA
Antechinus flavipes (yellow-footed antechinus) is the source of this 5799-nucleotide messenger RNA. It is a transcript of the gene SCTR, whose product is annotated as secretin receptor. Lineage: Eukaryota; Metazoa; Chordata; Mammalia; Dasyuromorphia; Dasyuridae. The record is from RefSeq and is a predicted model, not a curated record. Gene Ontology annotation, molecular function: peptide hormone binding; secretin receptor activity; G protein-coupled peptide receptor activity. Gene Ontology annotation, biological process: cell surface receptor signaling pathway; adenylate cyclase-modulating G protein-coupled receptor signaling pathway; brain development. The transcript is spliced from 13 exons. Bases 270 to 1589 code for a protein of 439 amino acids. Gene Ontology annotation, cellular component: plasma membrane.